CACUUAAACUCUGUAGAUUAAAGUUAAUAGUAAUCAAAACUAAUUUCACCACGAAAGGAAGUGCAAUCGAAAUGAAUGAAGAAGACAAGGUAAUUCUAGUGAGUUAAUAAAAUGACAAGGUGUUGCCUGUCAGCGUUGUAGACUACUGCCUCACAAGCCCGGGCUUUAGUGGCACUGGCAUACGCGCUUGCCUCUGCACUGAAGGAGCCACCGAACGCGGCCGCGUUGCAGCUCUCACUUUCUCCCGCUGCAGUAUGUCCUACAAUGACAUAUUUGGUGGGGAUUGGCAGCCAACAAUAGGAUUGGAUUGGGACUAAAUCAAAGAAUACAACGAUAUUGAAAUGAAUAUUAUUAACAAAUAUUUCCCAGAAGAUUUUGGGUUCAACCUAAGGCUGACUAGGACAGAUCAAUCAACUUGAUCCGACACAGUAAGCCUACAUGUCAUACGUAGCACAGAGGGAGGAUGGUGAUCCUCAGAGGGAAGGAAAGGAAGUUGUUGAGGAAGAACCGGUGGCCACGCCCAAAGAGGAGGCCAAGAAGGGAAGGAAGGCAAAAAGUAAGAGGAGUGGCAAGAUGUCAAGGAAGCUGGGCACUGACAACGAUGCAGUCUCCAGGAAUAAACACCUGGAUAGAGGAUCUGUAAUUGAGCUCCUGGAGAAGAAAGCUGUUAAGGCUGCAUUCGGCCCAGGCAACAAGGAUGAGAUGGAAUACUCCUACCCAAUCCUCAUCUCAUUCCUGCGCAAUCUUACUGAUGAGCAGUGGCAAGUGAUCUACAAAGGACUAAAAAACCCUAUGACGAAGGAACAGCUUGCCAAAUUGUGCAAGACAAUUGUAACCUUCAUCGCACAGACCACCCUGCAGAUCCUGCUGCCAGCCCUGGUCCGCGUACUUGGGGUAAAGGACUUUGCUGACGACGACACUGACUCACCCAAGAGGGGUGGCAGUGCAAGAUCCUUUGCUGCCUUUGAUCAGGAAAGACUGGAGCUCAUCCAGGAAGUUAGAUAUCUGGCGAAGGAAAUGUAUAAGGGCGGCACAGGGGCUCAACAUCUCAGGUCCCUAACACCCUCUUCUAAGAGUUCCCAGACCUCAGUGAAAGUCCUCCUGGGAAUGACAGAGGACAGAAUCAUCAAAAGUGUCCAGGAGCAACUGUCUGAUCAUAAUAUCCUGUCCUCUUGCCCACCUGAGCUGACUGUUGGUCUUAUCAAGGUGGUGGUCGAACAGCUUAACUCUGCCCUCUCUGCGACCAUCAGCAGAGCCAUUUCAGGGCGGUCCUCCCCUAUUUCUUCUGGUACCCAGGCCGCCAAACAAAUGGUCAACAUGGUCCAGAAAUGUUUUGAUGAUCACACCACCCCAGAGGACCAGAGCUCUACCUCUGUAUUAGAGUCAUGCAUUCCACCUGCAACAGAAGAAGUGAUGACUGUUAUCGCAGAGAUGAGGAGCUGA
This is a messenger RNA of Oncorhynchus mykiss (rainbow trout), 1443 nucleotides long. Lineage: Eukaryota; Metazoa; Chordata; Actinopteri; Salmoniformes; Salmonidae. The record is from RefSeq and is a predicted model, not a curated record.